Culex pipiens pallens (northern house mosquito) is the source of this 2151-nucleotide messenger RNA. RefSeq lists its product as uncharacterized. The coding region runs from base 228 to 1550 and encodes 440 amino acids. The record is from RefSeq and is a predicted model, not a curated record. Lineage: Eukaryota; Metazoa; Arthropoda; Insecta; Diptera; Culicidae. The transcript is spliced from 4 exons.
AAUACCAUAAAAAACGUAUAAUCCAAUCACAGCAGUGAAGAAGACACAGUGACAACAAAAGUAAACAUGUGCACCAAACUCAGCAAACCUACCCCACCCCACGGUAGCUAGAGGUUUCAACCCACCGAAUAACCACCGCGCGUGAACUACCCCCCAAAUCCAACACACAGUAGUAAACAACACCACCCCCGACAUAACAGCAAAAUAAUAGCAUCCGAACCAGACAAAUGUACGCCAGGGUGGUGCCAACGAAAGAGAACCAAAGCUUUAGUGUGGCCUGCAAUGACUGGUCGGGGUUGGUUGUUAAGGGCAGCACCAGAGGAGGAGAAAGAAACGGACGGCGGCGAAGAAGCAAAUCGAGAACAACAGAGAGGACGACGACGCCGGUGCUGGUGGAUGCAAAAUUUAAUUUAAUACCGAACAAAGCACCGCGAGCAACGAGUACGGCCAGAAACAGCUGGAUCAGCAGCAGAAGGAGUCGAGGAAUAACGAUGAGGAACUUCAUCGGAAUGCUUUUGGGAUUACUUACAAUAUCAGAAUCCCUAGCGCUGCGUCUAACCACGGUCCGCAUCCCAACGUACAAGAUGCGCGGAGAAUCUGCCCUGCUCGAGUGCCAGUACGAACUCAACGCUCGCCAGCAGUCCCACAGCAGCGGUCGUGGUCACCACAGCGGCGGCGGCCACAACCAACAUCACCAAUCGUCACGUGGCCGCACACGGAACGACUCCUUCGGGGGUUUCAAGUACGCGUACCACGACGAUUAUUACGCAGACACCGACGGCGGCGGCGGCGGCACUGAAGAGCGGUUGUACUCCAUCAAGUGGUACAAGGACAACGAGGAGUUUUACCGGUACGUGCCGUCGGCCGUGCAGCCCAUCAAGAGCUACAAAAUCGACGGCAUUCGGGUCGAUCCGAACCACUCGGACGGCUCGAAGGUCCAGCUGCGGGGGUUGACCCUCAAAUCGUCCGGCGUGUACCGGUGCGAGAUAUCGGCCGAGGCGCCCAACUUCGACUCGGUCCAAGGUGAAGGCCGAAUGGAUGUGAUAUAUGUCCCCCGGGAAGGGCCGCACAUCAACGGCAGCGAGCGGCGGUCGUACCACAUCGGCGAAACGAUAGAACUCAACUGUACCUCCGGCCGGUCCUAUCCGGCGUCGACGCUCCAGUGGCACCUCAACGACCAGCCCGUCACGGACCCGGCCAGCAUCGUGCAGUACCCGCGGGUGGUCAAUCAGCACGGGUUGAUUACGAGCUACCUCGGGCUCAGCAUGGUGGUCCAGCCCCAGCACUACAUCGACGGCCUGAUGCGGAUCAAAUGCGUGGCCAGUCUGUCGCCGGUGCUGUGGCGGAACGGCAAGGAAAGCAUCGUCCAGUGGGAACAACCCGGCCUCGAUAAUCGAGUGGCCAUGCUGCUCGUGAAAAGUGGCUCACCUAGCUGCCUGGUCAGCAUGACACUGCUGGUUCUUUGCACCGUCGGUGGUUCCCUCGCAACCAUCAUCAGUCAGGGACACCGCCACCGCCACCACCUUCUUCAGCUGAUGGUCCUGCAGUAGCGCGGCCAUGACACCAAGAGGACGGCGCCAACUUGAGCAACGAACACCAGCCAGCCAGCAAUUCCAGUGCUAGAGUUGAAAUUAUGAGACACUCUCCGGUGACGCAGGGAAGCCCGCGACAAAAAACGAAAGGACGAAAGUUUUGCGAAACUAUAUCAAAAGUAGUGUUAGUAGGACGGGUGAGUGAAAGAGAAAGAGCGAGAGCGAAAUAUAAAGCUAAGGGGAGACACUUGAGAAAGUAUAAAUAUUGUAUUUAACGAGCUAGAGCGAAAAACGCCACGAACGAAAGAGAGAUGGCAGUGAUUUACUUGAUUGUAUUUAUAGCCGAGACCGUUGACAGCGAAGGAAAAUAGCUUCUUCCAAGUUUAGUUUUGUGAUUAAGUUUUUGUUCCGUUUUUGUAGCAGCAGCAGCAGAAGCUUCAAAAGUGUCGAGGGAAGCUCUGUAGAAAAUUGUGAAUUAAAACUGCACUGUACAUACAACUAGGGGCAAUUUUCGCAGUAGGACGUUGAAAGAUCAACAGAGUGAUUGUAAAUUUACUAAUUUUGUACAUAAAAGUUAGCUGGGAAUAAUUACUAGAAUAAAAUUUCCGCUUGAACCUAC